GGUGCCGGCGUUCGGGACGAGCAUCGCCCGCCCCUGCGCAGCCAUGAGGCUGUGCCGGCCCUUUGUUCCCGGGGGUCCGCGGCCGCCCCUCCCGACGGCCGGGGCGGCCUGAGUCCCGCCGGGAGGGAGGGAGGAGGAGCUGUUUCCCAGCAGGAUGCGAUGGGGAACUGCUGGGCGCAGUGGUGCUGCGGGCUGUUCUUCCGGAGGGAUCCCGGCCGGAUCCAGCGCGGCGGAGGAUCCAAGUAUUUUAGAACAUGUUCAACAGGAGAACACUUCACCAUAGAGUUUGAGAACCUGGUGGAAAGCGAUGAGGGGGAAAGCCCAGGAAGCAGCCACAGGCCUCUGACUGAGGAAGAAAUUGCAGACCUGAAGGACAGACACUACGACUCCAUUGCUGAGAAGCAGAGGGUUGUUGAUCUGAAGCUUCAGUCAGAGUUAGCCUUACAAGAGGAGAAGUUAAGACUAGAAGAGGAGGCUUUAUAUGCUGCACAGCGUGAAGCAGCCAGGGCAGCAAAGCAGAAAAAGCUCUUGGAGCAACGUAGGCAGCACAGGAUAACGCAGAGAGCACACGCUGUUAAUAAUGGAGAGUUCCAGAGCUCUGUGGCAGAGGAAGAUCUCGAUCCUUUCCUAAGGAAUACAAAAUUCCAGUAUGAAGCUUUCCGAAGCAGUAGACUUUCAUCUGAUGCCACGGUGCUGACACCCAACACGGAGAGCAGCUGUGACUUGAUGACCAAAACCAAAUCAGUGAGUGGCAACGAUGACAGCACCUCCCUGGAUUUAGAGUGGGAAGAUGAAGAAGGCAUGAACAGGAUGAUUCCGGUGAGGGAACGCUCCAAGACGGAGGAGGACAUCCUGCGGGCAGCGCUGAAAUUCAACAGCAGGAAGGCAGGAAGCCACCCAGCCUCAGCCUCUGACGAUUCCAACGGGCUGGAGUGGGAGAAUGACUUUGUCAGCGCCGAGAUGGACGACAACGGCAACUCCGAGUACGCCGGCUUCGUCAACCCCGUGCUGGAAUUGUCGGCCUCGGAUGUCAGGCUGUCAGAUUCCGAGCGCCAGGACAGAUAGUGACCGUGUCUGCACGGCCCCUGCCUGUGACCAAAUGCUGGAAAGGGAAAUGGAAUGUACAAAGCCAAUCUGCUCUUUUGUAACCCGCUUCCCUUCCUCUUGCGCGCGGCUCGGCGAGGAACGGCAGGGACUCGCCGUCUGAAGGAAUUCAGAACUAAGUGCAAUUUUAUCAUCUACCUUCUCCACUUUUGUGAAAACUGGGAUGAUUCUAUUGUGUAUAUUUCUGGAUAUCUGGAUUUAAUAUAAAAUGAUCUGCACUAAUUGAAGCUUUGUAGCUUGACUUAUCUAUAUUUUAACUCGCCUUUUUUUUUUUUUUUUUUUUUUUGGGUGAUGUUUCUAUUGAUUUUGUUUUGAAAUUCAUCAUUGGCCUAAUAUUUAUCUCAGAAUAAGUCUCGUAUAAUUUAUUUAAUACUUGAAGAUAGAGAAACAAUUUUAAAAUAUUUUUACUUCUGGUCUGUGCUUUUUGACUCGCUCUUCAGCUGCUUAGAGGGUGCAAAAGUAAGAGCUGCAAAACGGAUUUGACACGUGGCAAAUUGCAGAUUUUCCCCUGUUUAGCUUAAAGUCUUCCUAGUCUUGUGUUGUCCUUUUUCCAUUCACUUUAUUUUUUUAAAUUGCUUUAUGCCAAGCACGGUUAACCUCAAUGAACAUUGUAAAACUCAUCAGGUUAGGUAAGAUAUUGUCUUGUAUAACAGGCCAGACUUAGUAAGUGCUUGCUAGAUAGAGAAACAAAAAUAAGGUAAAAUACAAAUUCUCUACGUGUCAAUAAAGCGGGAAUUUUAACCAGUCGAGAACUGGGAGGACCAAAGUCUUGUUUUCCUCUGUUGCUACACAGUCCUAAAAAUUCCUCAGUUGUGGAAAAGUGAUAAUUCCACUUAUCAAGUGAAUGCAAGGACCAGAACAGUUAUGGAAAAAAAACUCAGUGAGCCAGCUGGGGUAGGGAUGACGCUGCUGCUGCUGCUGGGGUGGGAAGAACAAGAACCUAAAGACUGAAUUUCUAUAUCUGCAUUUUGAAAAGGAAGAAGAAAAAUUCGUCUUUUAACAGUGUGUUGAAGUGCUCUGCCUUUCCUGUGCCUCUGAAGUGGGUGGUUAAUCCAUGAAAUCCAUGGAGGUGUUCAGUGACUGCACCGCUGGUGUCCUGUGCUGUGUGGUCUCCUCCAGUAUUCCAUGUAAAUCUUACUUUUUAAUAAGAGAACCUGCGGAAUACUUGCAGAUCUCAAGCUUUCCCCAAAGUUUCAAAGCAAAGCCAUUCUGCUCUGCCAUUAUUUUGUGUAGCUGUCUCGUUUUUCCAUGGAAAAAAAGGGUGACAGGGUUUAACUUUGUUUUGGAGUAAAAGGAACAGGUUGUGAUAAGUAAUGACCCUGCACUGUCAUCAUCAGAACUGAAUUUGUUGGUGAAAGUUGUGUCGCUGGUUGAGAUCAUCUGAAACUAUUUGGAAUAUUUGGGUCAUUACAGCGAGGAUAAGGAACAAAAAUACUGCACACUGGGAUGAAAUAUGUACAAAUAACCUGAGAGAACAGAUAAAUCCUGUUGGUGACAUUCCAUCUCUUUCUUUCAGUUGUAGCUAUGUCACUGGAAAUAUUUUCAUGCCAUUAUUUAUAUUUGCAAUACUUGUAAUGAGCUUUAAGGAUCUGUACACAUCAAAUGUAUAUUUUGGGUUUGGCCUAAAGCUACUGCUGUGUGACUUCUCCUGGACCUUUCUUUGUAAUAUAUUCCUAUGGGAAGGAAUACUUCCUCAACAUGUAAAUAACAUGUUUUUUACCUGCUGAAACUGCCACCUCCCCUGCAGCGGUCACUGCUUUUCCUGGCCAGUGAACAUGAGGUGGCCUUGUCCUGACCAUGCCUUGAGGAAGUCAAUUAGCUGAUAGUCCUGCCCUUAGGAUGAACAAGCAACUAGGAAAAAGGAGGCUGACUCCAGCUUUUUCAGUGAUGGGCAUGUUCUGUAGCCACGGUUCACCAUAACCCGUGCGGAGCUCAGUGCGCCAUGCUGAGUGACUCUGAAGCGAUGCUCCGUAUUUGUGGAUAUUUCAGAAACUGAGAGAUUUCUAUAAGCAGCUCAUGUGAAACGAUUCAAGGGUACUGUAAAAUGCAUAUCUGUACAAAAUUUAAAAGUCAUUAAAAUUUUCAGCAAGUCUUA
Parus major (Great Tit) is the source of this 3199-nucleotide messenger RNA. It is a transcript of the gene AP1AR, whose product is annotated as adaptor related protein complex 1 associated regulatory protein. NCBI's taxonomy places the organism in Eukaryota, Metazoa, Chordata, Aves, Passeriformes, Paridae. The record is from RefSeq and is a predicted model, not a curated record. Gene Ontology annotation, biological process: negative regulation of substrate adhesion-dependent cell spreading; negative regulation of cell motility; regulation of Arp2/3 complex-mediated actin nucleation. Gene Ontology annotation, molecular function: AP-1 adaptor complex binding. The coding region runs from base 160 to 1065 and encodes 301 amino acids. The transcript is spliced from 10 exons.